CUCGCAAGAGAAUUUCUGUCUCAGGUAUCCAUUUUAUCGAUCAUCCCUCAUUCAUGCUUCUCAGAGGCCAACCAGGAAUCUUUUUCUCCAUUUUUCUGUGCCACGUUUUACCUCUCAGAUGAUGAUGCCUUUCUUCCAUGGCAGUACAGUUGUGAAGGAACAUAGUGGCCCAUUUCAUGGAACUCAGCUCAGACUUCCAGCUCUGCCUUCACACAUGUCCAGACUGCCUGCCUUCCCACAAACCUGGAGGAGAGCAUGGAUCAGUCCUGCUUGCUCCAAACAUGAACGGAGCCACUUCUUUACUGGAGCAGAGUGCUGACCUUCAGCUUUGUCACGAUUUAUUGAACUGUUUACUCAGGUUCUCUCUUUCCUCUAGACAUGUUUCCUGUUCCACUGUUGAGCACAUUGGAGCGAGUGGGUGCCGAUGUGCUGACCUGGAUGAUGUUUGUACUCCUGCGUGUCUUGCAGCUUGUUCAUGGGAUUUAAUGAAUGAACAAACAGUGGCUGCUUCUCAUGACCGUCCUGCAAACUGGCCUUGCAACAAAAGACAGCCCAGGAGACACGAAGCAAGACCUAAGUAGCAUGAUAGCUCAAGGCAUCUUGGGGUUCAUGCGACCCUUGCGCAGUGGACUGAAUGUGAGCAAGACUCGCUUUAUUUUUCUCUGUGGGGUGACAGAACAGAAUCGUGUGCCAGCAAAGCAGAUGUCAAGAAGGGGUUUCAGCUCAACGUGCAAGCUCCAGGGUGCCCCCAGGGAGUCAAGCUCUGCAGACCAGGUGACAGUGCAUUUUAUAAAUCGGGAUGGAGAGCGACUUACAACCACAGCCAAAGAAGGGGAGAGUUUGCUAGAAGUGGUAGUCAAUCAAAACUUGGCCAUUGAUGGAUUUGGUGCAUGUGAAGGGACAUUAGCCUGCUCCACCUGUCACCUUGUCUUUGAGAAGGAUGCCUUUCAAAAGCUGGAUGCCAUCUCAGAUGAAGAGAUGGACAUGCUGGACUUGGCAUAUGGACUCACUGAGACAUCUCGCCUCGGUUGCCAGGUGCGCAUUAAGAAGUCGAUGGAUGGUCUGACAGUGCAGGUCCCCAUGGAGGUAUCAGACAUCAGGAGGCAGCUGGAGGUCGGAAAGCAAAGCAAACAGUAACUGGAAACAACUCCUGCCCAACCCACUUCCUUUAGGUGUGGCAGGGCACUUUGCUUUUGGUUAACGCUGGUGCUCUUUGGGGCUGGCUUGCAGUAGACAAUGGAAGUCUGAUUUAGUAUGUACAACUGUUCAGCAAAUCUCUUCUUUAAAUAAAGCUUGA
Molecule: messenger RNA, 1297 nt
Organism: Cygnus atratus (black swan)
Lineage: Eukaryota; Metazoa; Chordata; Aves; Anseriformes; Anatidae
Product: adrenodoxin-like
Exons: 6
Coding region: 490-1137 (215 amino acids)
Biological process (GO): P450-containing electron transport chain; positive regulation of oxidoreductase activity
Cellular component (GO): mitochondrion
Molecular function (GO): 2 iron, 2 sulfur cluster binding
Source: RefSeq, a predicted model, not a curated record